Molecule: messenger RNA, 7877 nt
Organism: Pogona vitticeps (central bearded dragon)
Lineage: Eukaryota; Metazoa; Chordata; Lepidosauria; Squamata; Agamidae
Source: RefSeq, a predicted model, not a curated record
GGAUUGGUUCCACCGCGCUCUUUAGGGCGGGGAUUUGCAAAUCUGGGAGGGAGCCCGCCGUGGCCCGACCGAGCCCUUGAGGAGGAGGAGCAGCAGCAGCAGCAACAGCAGGGAGGCUGGCGAAGGGGCGUUCGUGGCCGGAUAGGUGAGCGCGCGCGCCUCCGUUUGCGCGCGCCUCCUCCCCAGCGGGUCGCCGGCAGCCGCUGCAGAGAGAGAGAAAGAGGGAGAAGUGCGGGAAGUCCACGGCUUUGGGAAACCGCAGCGUGCCGGGUUUAAUCGCUGGACUUCCCCGCGCCCUCCCCCUUCUCCCCGCUCGGCCCGGCGUGGAUCUCGCGGCCGGCUUUUAGUCUCGAGCUGCCCAAGUCCCCCGGCUUUGGUGCGGGCUCGCGAGGGCGGGCAGCCAUGUGGCACCGGGAUCCCUCCUCGUGCCGGUGCCGCCGCCGCCGCCACCGCCGCUGCUGCCUGCUCCGGCUGUGAAGAGUCCGGGGCGGAGAGACAAAAGGCGGGCGCUGCGCGUCUGAAUGACCGCGCGGGUGGCCGCUUGGCCGGAGAGGAGCGAGGGCAAGCGCCGGAGGAAGAGGCCGAGGGGAUGGCAGCCGUGGCAGAGGAGGCGUGACGGACUGCAGCCCCUCAGCCUGGUGUGGAAUAAGAAUCGCCCGCUUGGCGACAGACACAUGGUCGCUCGCUGAAGGCGCCCUGCUCGGGACCGGACGCUUCCGAGCCUCGCCGCAAUGGAGCACUUCGCCGAGGGUGCACGAGUUUGGUUGCGAGAAAAUGGCCAACAUUAUCCAAGUACUGUACUUUCUUGCGCAGAGGGAGUUGUAGUGUUCAGGACGGACUAUGGUCAGGUAUACACUUACAAACAAAGGUCAAUUACACACCAAAAAGUAACAGCUAUGCAGACUGCAGGCAAAGAAGGUUUAGAAGACAUGGCAGCACUGAUAGACCUCCAUGAGGGCGCCAUAAUGCAUAACCUAUUCCUGCGAUAUCAGCAAAACAAAAUUUAUACUUACAUUGGUUCUAUUGUUGCCUCAGUUAACCCUUAUAAAACCAUUCCGGGCCUGUAUGACCGCACCACAGUGGAGCGAUAUAGUCGGCAUCACUUAGGAGAAAUUUCACCUCAUAUUUUCGCUGUUGCCAAUGAGUGCUACCGCUGCCUAUGGAAACGUCAUGACAACCAAUGCGUUCUCAUCAGUGGAGAAAGUGGUGCGGGUAAAACAGAGAGCACAAAACUGAUUCUCAAGUUUUUGUCAGCUGUGAGCCAACAUUCACUGGAGCUAUCUCAUAAAGAGAAGACAUCUAGUGUUGAACAAGCCAUUUUGGAGAGCAGCCCAAUAAUGGAAGCUUUUGGCAAUGCAAAAACUGUUUACAACAACAACUCAAGUCGCUUCGGGAAGUUCAUUCAGCUUAACUUCUGUCAGAAAGGCAACAUUCAGGGAGGAAAAAUUGUAGAUUAUUUAUUAGAAAAAAAUCGAGUAGUAAGGCAAAAUCCAGGAGAGAGAAAUUAUCACAUAUUCUAUGCCCUGCUGGCAGGGAUCGAGGAAGAAAAGAAAGAUGCAUUUUACCUAUCUGUACCAGAGAACUAUCACUACCUGAACCAGUCUGGAUGUGUAGCGGACAAGACAAUCAAUGACAAAGAAUCAUUCAAAGAAGUCAUUAUGGCAAUGGAAGUGAUGCAGUUUACCACUGAAGAAGUGCGAGAUGUUCUCCGGCUGCUUGCUGGCAUUUUGCACCUUGGCAACAUUGAAUUUAUUACUGCUGGAGGAGCACAGGUGUCCUUCAAAACAGCUCUGGGUAGAUCCGCAGAGUUACUUGGGCUGGACUCAACGCAAUUAACUGAAGCAUUGACACAGAGGUCAAUGAUACUCAGGGGAGAAGAAAUUUUAACACCUCUCAGUGUACAACAGGCAAUAGAUAGCAGAGAUUCAGUAGCUAUGGCACUUUAUUCCCAAUGUUUUACCUGGAUUAUUAAAAAAAUAAACAGCCGAAUAAAAGGCAAAGAUGACUUCAAGUCCAUUGGAAUUUUAGACAUCUUUGGGUUUGAGAAUUUUGAGGUUAAUCGUUUUGAGCAGUUCAAUAUUAACUAUGCAAAUGAAAAACUUCAGGAAUAUUUCAACAAGCACAUUUUUUCCUUGGAGCAGUUGGAGUACAGCAGAGAAGGACUUCUGUGGGAAGACAUCGAUUGGAUAGAUAAUGGGGAGUGUUUAGAUCUUAUUGAAAAGAAACUUGGUUUAUUAGCACUUAUCAAUGAAGAAAGCCAUUUCCCUCAAGCUACUGACAGCACCCUGUUGGCAAAGUUACACAUUCAGCAUGCUAACAAUCCUUUUUAUGUGAAACCAAGAGUUGCUGUCCACAACUUUGGAGUGAAACACUACGCUGGGGAGGUCCAGUAUGAUGUCAGAGGAAUCUUGGAGAAAAACAGGGACACUUUCAGAGACGACCUCCUGAACCUCUUACGGGAAAGCAGCCUCGAUUUCAUAUAUGACCUCUUUGAACACAUUUCAAGCCGCAGCAGUCAAGACACUUUGAAAUGUGGGAGCAAACAUCGGAGACCCACAGUCAGCCUACAGUUCAAGGAUUCACUGCAUUCCUUAAUGGCAACACUAAGCACCUCUAACCCUUUCUUUGUUCGCUGUAUCAAGCCAAAUAUGCAGAAGAUGCCCGACCAGUUUGAUCAAAAUGUGGUGCUGAACCAGCUGCGUUACUCUGGUAUGCUUGAGACAGUGCGAAUACGAAGGGCUGGUUUUCCAGUGCGGAGGCCAUUCCAAGAUUUCCAUAAAAGAUACAGAGUCCUGAUGAGAAACCUAACCCUCCCUGAAGAUAUAAAAGGAAAAUGUUCUGCCCUCCUUCAAUUGUAUGACAGCACAAACACUGAAUGGCAGCUUGGAAAAUCUAAGGUGUUUAUUCGUGAAUCUUUGGAGCAGCAGCUGGAAAAACAACGAGAGAUAGAAGUUGACAAAGCAGCAAUGAUCAUCCGGGCCUAUGUCUUGGGCUACAUGGCACGAAAACACUACCGAAGGGUGCGUUACUGUGUGGUUGUCAUACAGAAGAACUAUAGAGCUUUCUACCUAAGGAGGAGAUACUUACUCAUGAGGAAAGCAGCCAUCACUUUCCAGAAACAGCUGCGAGGCCAGAUGGCCCGUUGUGUUUACAGGCGGCUACUAGAGGAGAAACAACGGCAAGAAGAGGAGAAGAUGAGGAAGGAGGAGGAAGAAAGAAAGCGACAAGAGGAGGAAGCACAGCGUCUUGCUCAGCAGGCUGAGAAGAAGCGGCAGCAGGAACUGGCAGCUAUUCAGGAAGCUCAAAAGGAAGAAGAGCUAAAGCGACAGCUGGAGAAACAGAAAGAGAACAAGCAGGUAGAAGAAAUCCUGCGCUUGGAAAAAGAGAUUGAAGACUUGCAGCGUAUGAAGGAGCAGCAAGAACUGUCACUGACAGAGGCAUCCUUGCAGAGGCUGCAACAGCUCAGAGACGAGGAGCUGAAACGGCUGGAGGAUGAAGCCUGUCGAGCAGCGCAAGAGUUCUUGGAAUCCCUGAACUUUGAUGAAAUUGACGAAUGUGUCCGAAACAUUGAAAGGACACUCUCCGUUGGCAGCGGUUUCUGUGCUGAACUUGACGAAUUGGCUGGGAACACAGGCAGUGAAAAACCCAAUUUUAACUUCAGCCAGCCAUACCCUGAGGAAGAGGUAGAUGAGGGCUUUGAAGCAGACGAUGAUGCUUUCAAGGAUUCACCUAACCCAAGUGAGCACGGCCAUUCUGAUCAAAGGACAAGUGGUAUUAGGACAAGCGAUGAGUCGUCAGAGGAGGAUCCAUACAUGAAUGAUACAGUAGUGCCAACAAGUCCUGCCACUGGAAACAGUACGCUAAUUCCUUCUAGCCAUGAUUCCCUCAGUCUCCACAACUCUUCAAGUGGUGAAUCCACCUAUUGCAUGCCAGAAAACAUUUCAUGCAGGCCUCCAACUUCCACAGACCUAAUCUCUCCUGAUGGGGACUAUGAUUAUGACCAAGAUGACUAUGAAGAUGGUGCUAUCACUUCCGGAAGCAGCGUGACUUUUUCUAAUUCUCACAGUAGUCAAUGGUCACCUGACUACCGUUGCUCUGUGGGAACGUACAACAGUUCUGGAGCGUACCGAUUUAGUUCUGAGGGAGCUCAGUCUUCUUUUGAAGACAGUGAAGAAGACUUUGACUCAAGGUUUGAUACAGAUGAUGAACUUUCUUGUCGCAGAGAUUCUGUCUACAGCUGUGUCAGCCUGCCCUAUUUUCAUAGCUUUUUGUACAUGAAAGGGGGCUUGAUAAAUACCUGGAAGCGGCGUUGGUGUGUCUUGAAAGAUGAAACCUUCUUAUGGUUCCGUUCAAAGCAGGAAGCACUCAAGCAAGGCUGGCUGCAUAAAAAAGGUGGUGGGUCAUCUACGUUGUCCAGAAGAAACUGGAAGAAACGCUGGUUUGUCCUCAGGCAAUCCAGGCUGAUGUACUUUGAAAAUGAUAGUGAAGAAAAACUCAAAGGGACACUUGAAAUCCGAACAGCCAAAGAUAUCAUUGAUAACACUAGCAAGGAAAACGGGAUUGACAUUGUCAUGGCUGAUAGGACCUAUCAUUUGAUUGCUGAGUCACCAGAGGAUGCAAGUCAGUGGUUCAGCGUCUUGAGUCAAGUUCAUGCUUCUACAGAACAGGAAAUCAGAGAGAUGCAUGAUGAGCAGGCAAACCCACAGAAUGCUGUGGGCACACUGGAUGUGGGGCUGAUUGAUUCUGUCUGUGCAUCUGACAGUCCAGAUCGACCCAAUUCAUUUGUGAUUAUCACUGCUAACCGUGUUCUUCACUGCAACGCGGACACUCCAGAGGAGAUGCAUCACUGGAUCACCCUUCUGCAGAGAUCAAAAGGGGAUACUCGAGUAGAGGGGCAGGAGUUCAUCGUAAGGGGAUGGCUGCACAAGGAGGUUAAGAACACUCCCAAGAUGACUUUGUUAAAACUGAAGAAGCGCUGGUUUGUCCUGACACACAAUUCCUUGGAUUAUUACAAGAGCUCAGAAAAGAAUGCCCUCAAAUUGGGCACCCUGGUGCUAAACAGCCUGUGCUCUGUCGUACCCCCUGAUGAGAAAAUCUUCAAAGAGACAGGUUACUGGAAUGUAACUGUGUAUGGACGCAAGCACUGUUACCGCCUCUAUACCAAGCUGCUCAAUGAAGCUACCCGCUGGUCAAGUGCCAUCCAGAAUGUAAUAGACACAAAAGCACCCAUUGACACCCCCACCCAGCAGCUUAUUCAAGACAUAAAGGAGAACUGCCUGAACCCUGAAGUUGUUGAACAGAUCUACAAAAGAAACCCUAUUCUUCGUUACACACAACAUCCACUUCAUUCUCCACUAUUGCCACUUCCAUAUGGAGACAUUAACCUGAAUGUGCUAAAAGACAAAGGCUACACGACUCUCCAGGAUGAAGCAAUCAAAAUAUUCAAUUCUCUGCAGCAGUUGGAGUCCGUGUCUGAUCCCAUUCCUAUAAUUCAGGGUAUCCUUCAGACAGGACAUGAUUUACGGCCUCUGCGGGAUGAGUUGUACUGUCAGCUCAUCAAACAAACCAGCAAAGUGCCUAAUCCAGGGAGUGUUGGCAAUUUGUAUAGUUGGCAGAUCCUUACAUGCAUGAGCUGCAUGUUUCUGCCAAGCCGUGGCAUUCUCAAGUACCUGAAGUUCCACUUGAAAAGGGUACAUGACCAGUUUCCAGGCACAGAAAUGGAAAAGUAUGCCCUUUUCAUUUAUGAAUCAUUGAAAAAGACCAAAAGCAGAGAGUUUGUGCCAUCACGGGAUGAAAUUGAAGCCUUGAUCAAGAGACAGGAGAUGACAUCUACAGUCUACUGCCAUGGUGGUGGCUCCUGUAAGAUCACCAUUAACUCCCACACAACAGCAGGCGAGGUUGUUGAAAAGUUAAUUCGAGGGCUGGCCAUGGAAGAUAGCAGAAAUAUGUUUGCCCUGUUUGAGUACAAUGGCACUACAGAAAAAGCCAUUGAAAGCAGAACGGUUGUGGCUGAUGUCUUGGCAAAGUUUGAAAAGCUUGGAGCUGCUUCAGAGGGAAAUAACACAACAUGGAAAUUUUACUUCAAGCUCUACUGCUUCCUGGAUACCGAACAUGUGCCAAAAGAUAGUGUGGAAUUUGCAUUCAUGUUUGAGCAGGCACAUGAAGCAGUGAUUCGAGGACAUUAUCCAGCUCCCGAAGAAACCCUCCAGAUCCUGGCUGCCUUGCGGCUCCAGUACCUACAGGGAGAUUACACUUCAUCCAAUAUCACCGUGCCAGAAAUAGAAGAAGUCUAUCCAUUGCAGAGGCUCAGAUCUCGCAUUAUGCAGUCCACUAAAACAUUUACCCCAACAGAGAGGCUAGAGAAGAAGCGGACCAACUUUCUGGAAGGAACUCUCAGGAGGAGUUUCCGCAGUACUUCCAUCAGCAGGCAGAAGAUGGAAGAGGACCAGAUGCUGGAUAUGUGGGUGAAAGAGGAGAUCUCUGCAGCCAGAACCAGUGUGAUUGACAAGUGGAAAAAAAUGCAGGGAAUGGGCCAGGAACAAGCAAUGGCAAAGUACAUGAGCUUGAUUAAAGAGUGGCCUGGCUAUGGGUCAACCCUCUUUGAUGUAGAGUGUAAAGAAGGGGGCUUCCCUCAAGAACUUUGGUUGGGUGUCAGUGCUGAUGCUGUUUCGGUCUACAAGCGUGGAGAAGGCCGGCCGCUGGAAGUGUUUCAGUAUGAACAUAUUCUCUCCUUUGGUGCUCCCCUGGCUAAUGUCUACAAGAUUGUGGUUGAUGAAAGAGAGCUGCUUUUUGCAACCAGUGAGGUGGUUGACAUUGCCAAACUCAUGAAAGCCUAUAUCAGCAUGAUUGUGAAAAAACGUUACAGCACCUCUCGAUCAGUGAGUAGUCAUGGAAGUCAAGGCAGCUCCAGGUGAAGCAAAUAAAUCUGCUGAGGAAACAUAUCACUGCCAACCUAUUGUUUCUCCCAAAACAGUGACCAGAGACAUCUCUCAAGCUACAAAUAAAUUCAUGAUCCUAGGAGAACCUUCAAGCAAUACUUGUUGUGCCACAAGCUUAGCAAUAUAACAUCUCCUUGCUUUGUCCUGUACUAAACUUUAUCAGAUAGCAUCCUUUCAAGCCUUCCAAAGUUGUUACCUCUCAUAACAUACUAUAUGCCUUAACUUUUAAUACACUGCUAUCGAAGCAGGAGAAGUGCCUUAGAAUGUUUUUAAACAAACGUACAUUGAUCUACAGUACAUUGUAUUAUCACAGAACUUUAAUCAACCACUUAGAACAUUAAGGAAGAGCCCAUUCAGCCAUCUUGCACUAACCAAUUGACUGGUUCAUGCAUGAGGUGGGAAAGAAGCACCUUCGUUGGAAUGCUGCAGGCGGCCUUCCUUGUGGACUUUAAUCACAAUGUUGUGUUCUCCUUCCUUGCCCCCAUCUUCCUUUCAUAUGUGUGCAUGCAUAUACGGCCAGGGUCAUCUUUCUCUAACUUUAUUCCAUGUCUCAAAACCUUUUGAAAUUAAAAGGGAAUAAUAAUGUGCAAUGGUGUAAACAGUCUUUAUGUACAUUUUAAUAGUCCAGAGCUAUGGUUGUCUCGAUUGUAGAGUUUCUUUAUAAGCCAGUUUUAUUUACAAAUUUGAGGGGCGGUUUCACAACAAUUUUUUUUGUAUUUUCUUCUAGAAAAGAUCUCUUUUCCACCUUUUGUUACAUAUGUAUGUAACAUGUCUGCAUUUCUGUACCUGCUGUAUUAUAGAUAACACGUUUAGUUGAAAGAAACUGUAUUUAUAGAGUGCCCUUAAUAUGGAAAUGCCAUUAUCAGCACAAUAGUCAAUCAUUUGUCUUCAAUUUAUAAAGUUACGUGGUUUUUAAAAAUAUAUUAAACAUUUCUUUUG